This is a messenger RNA of Cantharellus anzutake, 588 nucleotides long. RefSeq lists its product as uncharacterized. Bases 1 to 588 code for a protein of 195 amino acids. The transcript has 5 exons. Lineage: Eukaryota; Fungi; Basidiomycota; Agaricomycetes; Cantharellales; Hydnaceae. The record is from RefSeq and is a predicted model, not a curated record.
AUGGGACGCCUCAAAUUCUUUAUCGCGCCACCGCUCCUCCUCGUUCUGCCCUACAGCAUGGCCCUCAUCCCGACUUUCGUCAUCAUGCUGAAAAUGCAUUCACAAACAACUUUACGUCUUUCUCUCAAUUCUCCACACACGUCCCCGAGCUGGAUCAACAGCUGCUUCGAAGCCGUUCAAAUCGGUGAUGGGUAUGAGCCCAGGGAUGCCUUCGAAUACCGUUUCGAGUGCGAUGAUGACGACGACGUUAGCGAAUACAUUGAAGAAUACCCAUAUCAAGAGUGGGAAUACAAUGCCUGUCACUUCAAGGGCCGCCACACCGUUGGGGUCGGCCACUUCAUCGCCUCGUUCACACUCUCAUCAUGGACACCCAUUACCUUCCACAUCAAUUUCUUCUUCUUCCCAUUCACCUCACCCGUAAUGGGUUCCGUACCACCAGCAAAGAUGGGACAGUCACCGCAAACAAAACAUUACUUGCCGAAGCAGCAGACGCCUCCACAACUGGUGGAGUGCAAGUUGCGUGUCAAUGUAUGGACAGAGGAUCGGUGGACUCGCGAUGACGACGACAUCAAAUUGAGCUCAAGUUGA